CAGAGGAUGGCAUCUUCUUCUUCCCUAGCGCGGGGAAAGUGAGCCCGGAAAGAGAAAGAGGAGGCGGGGACACCCCAAGGAAUAAAUAAACAAACACUGGACACUCGCUGCAGCCGGACGCGGGUCAGCUGGGUCCAGGCUGGGUCGCAGCUGAAGGCCGGCGAGCGGGCCCGCCUCCCGCCCUCGCGCCCCCCCGGAGCUGGAGCAGGCGGCGGACGACCGGAGCCUCCUCUGCCCUGGAUGGAGCUGAACUUCCCGCGGCCGGAGGAGCGCGCUCGCCCGGGCGCCGCUGCGCGUUGAGCUCCCGGCGAGACCCGGCGGCCGCUUUGGAUUUGGGGGGGCGGGGACCAGCUGCGCGCCGGCACCAUGUUCCUGGCCACCCUGUACUUCGCGCUGCCACUCCUGGAUUUGCUGCUGUCGGCCGAGGUGAGCAGUGGAGACCGCCUGGACUGCGUGAAGGCCAGUGACCAGUGCCUGAAGGAACAGAGCUGCAGCACCAAGUACCGCACGCUGAGGCAGUGCGUGGCGGGCAAGGAAACCAACUUCAGCCUGACAUCCGGCCUCGAGGCCAAGGAUGAGUGCCGCAGCGCCAUGGAGGCCCUGAAGCAGAAAUCGCUCUACAACUGCCGCUGCAAGCGGGGCAUGAAGAAGGAGAAGAACUGCCUGCGCAUCUACUGGAGCAUGUACCAGAGCCUGCAGGGAAAUGACCUGCUGGAAGAUUCCCCGUACGAGCCGGUUAACAGCAGGUUAUCGGAUAUAUUCCGGGCAGUCCCGUUCCUAUCAGAUGUCUUCCAGCAAGUGGAACACAUCUCCAAAGGGAACAACUGUCUGGAUGCAGCCAAGGCCUGCAACCUGGAUGACACGUGCAAGAAGCACAGGUCUGCCUACAUCACGCCUUGCACCACCAGCAUGUCCAACGAGGUGUGCAACCGCCGCAAGUGCCACAAGGCCCUCAGGCAGUUCUUCGACAAGGUUCCCGCCAAGCACAGUUACGGCAUGCUCUUCUGCUCCUGCCGGGACAUUGCCUGCACCGAGCGCCGGCGGCAGACCAUCGUGCCCGCGUGCUCCUACGAGGAGAGGGAGAAGCCCAACUGCCUGAGCCUGCAGGACUCCUGCAGGACCAACUACAUCUGCAGAUCUCGCCUUGCAGAUUUUUUUACCAACUGCCAGCCAGAGUCCAGGUCAGCCAGCAGCUGUCUUAAGGAGAACUAUGCAGACUGCCUCCUGGCCUACUCAGGACUGAUUGGCACAGUCAUGACUCCCAACUACAUAGACUCCAACAGCCUCAGUGUGGCCCCCUGGUGUGACUGCAGCAACAGUGGCAAUGACCUGGAGGAGUGCCUGAAGUUCCUCAACUUCUUUAAGGACAAUACGUGUCUCAAAAAUGCAAUUCAAGCCUUUGGCAAUGGCUCCGAUGUGACCAUGUGGCAGCCAGCCCUCCCAGCACAGACCACCACUGCCACCACUACCACUGCCUUCCGGGUCAAGAACAAGCCUCUAGGGCCAGCAGGGUCUGAGAAUGAAAUCCCCACACACGUUUUGCCACCUUGUGCAAAUUUGCAGGCACAGAAGCUGAAAUCCAAUGUGUCGGGCAAUACACAUCUCUGUCUUUCUGAUCAUGAUUACGAAAAGGAUGGUCUCGCUGGAGCGUCCAGCCACAUAACCACAAAAUCAAUGGCUGCUCCUCCCAGCUGCGGCCGGGGUGCACUGCUGGUGGUUACCUCUCUGGCCACCCUGUUAUCUCUAUCAUUGGCCGAAACAUCGUAGCUGCAUUCAGAAAACAAUAUGAAGAGACAAAAGAGAAAGAAAAGAAAAACAAGUAAUCUGUUUCCUGUCCUCUUGUAUAUCUGAAAAUCCAGUCUUAAAAGCUCGGUUUCAUCCAACUGGAACUCUUUUGUUUUUAAGAAAGCUUCUUGUGACCCUUAGGGGCUUCUGUGGAACAGUUGCUGCAGGGCUAAUUCCAAACUCAGAAGGCUCUGGGGCGUGGGGUUGCUCAAGGGGACCAUUUGUACACGGGGCUGUGAAGCAAGCCGAGGUUAUGUUUUUGAUGGUGAUGGUGAUGGAGAUGAUGAUUUUAACAGCUUAAACCCUGUUCUCUCCACUGGCUAGAGCAGGAGAUGCGAUUGAUAAAGCUUCCCCCACAUAUUAUGUGAUGGCUUUGAAUCCUGAUGACAUGACUGCAGCCUAAUGUGGGUGGCAGGUGAAGGUCAGCCUCAGGAGUGGACUCUGUGGACUGUGACUUGCCCUAUUGUUCACCUUUCUGUGUGUUCUCCAUGGAGUGUGUAUGUACCACACACAGUUUCGUGCUUUCCAGCAGAACAGAGAAUCCCUGGUCACACCCAAAUGGAGAACUGGUCAUUUAGUCCAGUACAGGAGAGUGGGUGUGGCCCUCACACAGCAUCUGACAGUUGACUGAGCUUUGCCUGAGUGAGAAGCCCUUAAACUCACAAGAGCGAGACAUGCUGAAGCGCAGCAACUCCUAAUGCUUUCCACGCUUACGAGGCUACAUGGAGAGAAGGGGUUACUUUUCUCUUCAGUGAUUCCAGAUACUGGCUUUCUACAUUUUGGAAGUAACGGAUCUGUCCUCAUUUUUAACUGAUGCUUCAAUACAUGCCAUGUGUUCUCCUCUCCUCGGUAGUCCUAGCUCCAGCACUGACUUCAUGGAUAUGGUUCUCAAAAGCAGGUCCCAGUUGUGUGCACGGGGAGGAGGAGGCAGAGCAGCCAGCCCAUGUCUUGUAGCUGUGUGCAUGCGUGGAACAGGUUGUGCAGGUCGAGGGCGUCACUGUUUGAUGGCUCUACUUGGCAGAUGACACAGUCCCGGGCCUGACUCUAUUUUCAUGUUGUCUGGCAGAGGCCGUUGCUUUGGACUGGCACAGGGCUGAGAUGGAGAUGGGCUGCCUUCUCUUUCAAAGUUGACCCUUGCCAGGAGACAGUGUCUUUGUCCCUGACUGCAGCACCACGUAGCACAGUUUGGUUUUGAGGUCAUCAAGCAUCUUCUGUAUCUGGUUCUAGGACCUUCAUGAUGGACAGUCCAGGCAAAAAAGGAAUGGUAGUGUAUGGAUGUAGAGGGCCAGCAUGGGGUCUGGUGAAUUGGUUGGCGCAGAUCCACAGGACAGGAUGGGACUCUGACACCUGGUUUAGACCACACACACCAUCUCCUGGAGUCUGCCUCCUUGCCUGAGCAGAGCCCUUAGGAAUAGAUCGAAAGUCUGCUCUGCAUGGGCAGGUUCAGAAUCUGCAAAUGAUUGUGUACUAGCAACCGUGCCUCCCCCAAAGUGAAUACAGGAGAGGAGGGCCUUCCCCUCAUUGAGUCCUGGAAGUAUGAUCUUGCUUCCCACCCUCAGACAGAGGGAGCCCUGGUGUAUGCAUUGUACAGACACCUACCGUGUUCUCUGAGGUCUGCCUUGGAGGAAUGACAGUUCACCUGGGGAGGGCCUCUUUUGUUUUUUGAAGUGUAUUUAUAUCCAAAUGUUAAUGAAUACCAAUGUAAAUUACUCAGCAGCAACAUUUUUUCCACUUCAAAGUGUCUUCUAGAAGAAUGCAUCCAACAACCAAGUGUACCUGACCUGAUCGGUGGGAAGUUCCAUGAAGACUUUGAAUAAACACAUUCCUUGUGUCGAAACAUUUAGGAUGUCAGUCAUGAAUGGAAGUACAUCCCUUCCUGAGCAUAUUUCAUUUUAAUUGAGGUAUAUCCAUCUAUGUGCGCUGGACUAAUUGCAUAUGGUUCAGAUUGGACGUGAUCCACCAGAGGAAGCUGUUGAUCCCUCCUGCAGUACGCUGCGGCUCUAAUUAGCUUCAGAGGACCGAGGAGGAAACAGGGGCUCCAUGCUAACAAGGGCGGCCUUCAGCACGAACUCAUAGAUAGGCAACCUACAAAUUAAACCUUGAAAAUCUCUGUCACCACCACCACCAACAAAAAAUCUCAUUUUCUUUCAGAAAUAAAAGUGUAUCAGAGUUACCAGAUUGUGAAUUUGAAAAACAAGGUGCUGAUUAAAUAAGAGAGGGAAAGGCCUCAUUUGGGGACACAUGUCAGAGAGCAUUACAAAACCGAACUAAGUAAGUAGUCCUGUCGUUCGCUGUGAUCUCAGCUGGCCACUGUGAGCUUGAGAAAGUGAUUUGUCGCAAAACCAGAGCAGGGAAACGUGGCAGUCUUCGUGUGCCUGACCUCCUCUGGAGCCCUGACAAGCAAAAGCUCCACUGCUUCCCGUCCCUCUUCGGUCCCUUGUCACAGACCCAGGGUUGGUCUGCUGAGGCUGGAGUCCCUGUUUUGCCAGUGCGACAGACAGCUGUGUCCACAGAGUGACUCAGAGCCCAGCCCUGCCCUGCUCCAGAGAGGGACCAAGGGCAGAGCCUCAGUGAGCAGAAGCACAUCCAUUCAGUUUGGUCUGAAAUGUCCUUGAACAGAUGCCAUCUGAGUCUUUCUAAGAGCACAGGAGGGAAGGUGUGCUCAGCAGAGUGCACUAGGAAAGCAUGAGGGUGGUGCACAACAGUGCUGGCCACUUAUUUUUAUCACAUCUGAUUUUCUUCAAAUCUCUAACAGAAAGAGUAGACGUUGGAAAUUGCAUAGGCUAUUUUUAAUCGAGUAAAGCAAACUGUGUCUAGAUGGAAUUGGAGGGUGGCUUCCGUUUUAUUUUUAAGGCAGUUCCAUAUCGUAUAGUUAAGCAGAAAUGUCUCAGAAGUUACAGCUUUUGAGUUCAUCCCUGCACGAGCUCUCCCAAGGCCUGAGUUCAGUGUUUGGGCUGUACAGGGCUGUCUGUGCCUGUAAGUCAAGGGUAGGUCACAUUUCCCAUGAGCUUCCUUGUCUCCAUAUCAGCCACCCCAGAACACCCCGUCUGCUGGGUCAGAGAAAUGAGAGAGGGGGAAGUGUGCUUGAGUCUGUAGUUAGGAAGAGACGUGAAAGCAGAGGAGGGUUGUAUAAUUAGCAAAUUGUUUUCUUAGAUUCCCACAUAAACACACUUCAGUCAUUGCAUACAGUCGACUCAGAGGGGCUGUCCUGUGGAGUGUAAGUUUUUAUUCAUACAGUCAGACACGCAGGGCUUGUUUGAAUCAGUGUGGGGCAGAGGGCUUGCUUAAGUGAGUUCACAGUCUGACUUUGGAGUGCUGUCUUGGUCUCUGAGACUCGCAGCCCUGCCUCUCCACUGAUCUUACUUGUGCUCUUUGCCUAAGCAAAUGAGACCUUGGGAGACGCAUCUCUGUAAGAAAGGCCACAGACAGUGGCAGUUGAUGAGUGGAUCACCGUGACCUGGGCACCACGGGGCCCAUGUGCCCUGAGCUCACAGGGUUUGGAGAAAUGCAGCAGAAUCCAGGGCAGCAGGGAGCCGCCAUGGGGGGCAGCUCUCCUGACCUUCUCACUGGAGGGCCUUUCUCCUGAUAAAAGAGCCAGUGUCCUGAAACAGCAGGAGGGCCUCUGUAGACAGGAAGCUGGGGUCAGUGUCUGGGUGAACUGAAAACCAGCUGAUGUGGCCAGCUAACCUUCGAAGCUACGUUUUUCUUUUCCUGAGCAAGGGAAGCUCACAUCUUUAUCUGACUUGUCUUGAGUCUGACACAGCUUUUCUUACUGAGCGAGUUUAAGUUUGUUGUCUAGGAUUCUUCAUGAAUAACUGUUGCCUCAGAAUAAUAGUCACUGCAGAGGCCUUACUCCCAUGGGGUUUGCCUCCGUCCUGGCAUCACUCCGUAGAAUAUUUAUCUCCCGAGGAGAGCUGUCUUCAGCUGCAGUUGGUUCAGUUCCCUUCCUGUUCGUUACUGAAGCCCUUGGGUUCCCUUUCCUGUUAUCUGUGUACAUCACACAGUCCCUCCAUCUCUCCUUCAGCCAUCACCCUAAGUGCCGCCAGAAUCCACCACAUCACACAGUCUCCUCCAUCCCUCCUUCAGCCAUCACUCUAAGUGCCGCCAGAAUCCACCGUGUGCCAUCAUGUGUUCACUGUAUGAAAGGAGACCUAUCUCGGGAGCCACCGUUGCCUCCUCUUGAGAUCCCCCUUCUCUUGGGGUGUCCUGCCACUUACAUCCUAAAGGGAAUCCCUUUGCUACUCCUGGGGCUCUCUGAUGGCCCAUUCUUCUUCCUGGAGGCGGCUCAGGGAGCCUGUUCAUCUGCAUGUACCACCUGCAUUUCUGAUGAGUUCUGAGACCCAGCCCAGAGGGGUGGAGAAGGCAUGCAGACCCAACUCCAAUAAAGCGCCUGCUGAGUGCUGCAGCCUGCUGAUGGCCGCCAAGGCCUCAGAGGGGUCUGUCUCCAAGCUCAUUUGACCCACGCAGCUGUGACUUGGGCUGCCUGCCUCUGGCAGGUGCCAGUGUCAGCAUCUUGUCCCACUGCCAUGAGGAGGAGCUCAUUCUCAGUACAGGGCAGCUGCAGAGCUCAGCACCGGCAUCAAUAGAAGGAUUCUCUGCGCUUUCUCUCUUCAGCAGUCUGCAACUUUCUUACUAGUCCCCACUUUUUAUUUUAUAGAAGAUGCUGGGAGCCUGACCGGAAACGAACAGCUUGAGUCUGAACACGGCUCUUCCCAGUUCAUUGCCUCCCCUUGGAGGCACAGCCCCAUAGUAGGUACUUUAACCAAGACACCUAAGGGCUUCAUUCUGCUCCAUGACAGCGGGGGCCUCCAGUCACAUGCCUGCUCUGGCCUUGAAUGGCCCUUACGGUAGACUCUUGAGGUACUGAGAUCGCCCUGAGUGGAGGAAGGUGCUCAGAUGACCAUGCCUGCUGGGUGCCGAGAUGGGAACACGUAUCCCCAAUGUGACCAUCUGAUCCCAACAGACCUGUGCCUGCAGAGCAGUGAGCCCGCAGAGACCCAGCCCUCGUUAGAUUGGCAGACUGCUACAGUCCUGCAGCCUGAUACCAUCCUUAUAGUUAUUGGACUAUGGGUAUGGUCUCCAAGAGGCGCAUCUCCAUCCCUCUGGACACAGCAAAGCUGGCCUCUGUGUGGGGGACACAAACGUACCCCGUGGUCUGAGCCGCAGAUGGCCAUGAGCUUGGCUGCACAGGUGCGCCAGUGUGGGUGUCUCAGAGGUCCGAGCCGGCUGCAGGGCAAAGGCAGGAGGGCCGCAGAGCUGCUUUGGGUGGGAUGGCAAAAGGCAGUGCUGCUUUAGAAUUAACCGAGUUAGCGUGCAGAGCCACGGCUUUCGUGGUUACAUUUUCAUCCACACGUCAGUGUGUUACACUUUUUCUCAUUCUCCUUUCUCUGCUUUCACUCCCCAUCCUACUGGUGCUGUUCAUCAGGGUCCAUUUAAACAGCAAAACUCUGGAUGUGUACAAGGAACAUGGGUGCCCACCACAUGGAACACAGACCCCUAAGUUCAUGGGACAACGAAAUGGAAAGUCCUAAUGCAAGCCCUGUAGGAAACCCAAGGUUUCUUGUUUUUACUAGUAAAGAGCGGCACCGGAAACAGGUCAGUGUGGUGGUGGGUGUAGGGCCAGGAGAAGGCAAACAGCGCCUCCUUACACACUGGAUCUCCAAUACCACCAGCUCCCCCGCCCCACCUGUCUCCAUCUCCUCAUCCAGGCAGGGAUCAUCUAGGCAUGAAAGGUGGGCUUGAUCUGAAUUUGGAUUUUUACUGUUCAGCUGCAGCUGAGAGAGAGGGAGAGGAGAGGGCAAAUCACAGACACCCUGCCUUCCCUGGCUGGGGCUUUGCUGCAUUCAAGCCCUUCUGCUGUAGUUUUCUGGAUUCAGAAAGAGCUGGUGUCCUCAGAGAGUUGGAAAGUGGCUUCAGAUCCCCAAAUCCUGAGCCUUGCAGCUUUCCUAAUGAUCUACCUUUUCUCUUCUCCCUCACCCGGGGAACAAGGGAAUGCUGUUCAUCACACAGCUUGCUUGAAAGAGUUUCCUGCCUUGUGCACAUUAUCCCUUGAUAUGGAAAUUAUUUUCUCCGUUUAAUCCGGCUCCUGCUGGGAAGCUGUGUGGGAUUUGGGAUGCGGGAUUUUCUCUUGUACUUCCCAGUGCUGUGGUGCUGGUGCAUCUUCUCCUCCUAACUCGAGGGCAUGUCUCAGAUGCUGCAGUUCUAGGUCAUGCAGGUGAGCUAUGCAGGUAGAGGCAAGGACAGCUUCUGGUCCAGAGGGUAGUUUUAGAAUUCUGACCUGAGCAAGGGUCCAGACACCAGCCUCCUGAGAGCCAGGGGAGAAGAGUGAGCGUGGCAAAGGAGUCGGGUAAGGAGAGGCAGGCUGUCCAUGUUAUCUUGGCAGCCAGGGUUCCUGGGGGGAAAUUGCUGAGCUUCGAAUCUUCCCAGGUCGCCCACACGUCUUCACAGCUGCGUGGACUGCUUUGAGCUUCAGAAGACCACUUGCGCAUGGAAGGACACCGUUUUCUGUGUGAACUCUGGCACAGGUUCUGGGAUGUUUGAAUUUUUUGUUUGCCUCUUUCUUGCUCAAACCCUCCAGAAUGUAUGUAGUUCCUUUGGCCCCCUCCACCCCAGAUACCAUAAUAAACAUUCUUUUCUUUUAUAUAAAACAGUGGUUUGCACUUCUUGUGUUGGUGACAACAUCCCCAACAGAGGCAACUUUAGGGUUUACGUCAGCGUGGCGUUUGGGAUGGCACAGUCCUCUCUGAAGAACCGUGAUACCAGAAUGUGGGCUGUGACUCCUCACAGCUCUGUGGGUCAAGAAUCAGAAAAUUCAGGCUGGAAGUGGGACCAGACCAGAGCCCUCAAGGCCCACCAUCCAGCAACCCAUGUCCUUCCGCUAAGCCCCACUUCCUAAAGGUUCUGGAACCCCCUAAAAUAAUGCCACAAA
Molecule: messenger RNA, 8713 nt
Organism: Meriones unguiculatus (Mongolian gerbil)
Lineage: Eukaryota; Metazoa; Chordata; Mammalia; Rodentia; Muridae
Gene: Gfra1
Product: GDNF family receptor alpha 1
Exons: 11
Coding region: 367-1767 (466 amino acids)
Biological process (GO): nervous system development
Cellular component (GO): external side of plasma membrane; signaling receptor complex
Molecular function (GO): signaling receptor activity
Source: RefSeq, a predicted model, not a curated record